GGAGAGAUCGCGCGCCUGCCGCCGCCGGAGCCUGCGAGCCGAGACCGUAAGCGCCCGGGGCCGGCCGGGCCCGCACUCCCCGGACGCAGACGCGGUUCGGGCUCCGCGCGGGCUCGGCCGCCGGGGUGGGCGGCGGGCCGGGGCGCCAAGGGGUCGGGGCUGCGGUCGGCCCGCAGGGGUGCAGAGGGACUUGUAGUUGGUCCGCCCCCAGCUCCUGCCCCGGCCAGGAGACUGCGCGUGCCGCCUACUGGGGGAAGGAGCCUGCAGGCGACCGCGGACUUCUCGCAGGGAAUUCCGCGUCCCAGACUGCGGGCGGACGCCGCAGGGAGGGAGGCUCGCGACCCCGGGAGCGCACCGCGUCCCCUGGCCUGGGCGAGCUCUGCUUCCAGGGCCGUGGCUCGCUCGGCGGUGAAAUGCACUUAAUUUGUCACCCAAGUCGGAACACUGAUUUUCAUGCGCGUCCGUGUGAAGAGACCACCAAACAGGCUUUGUGAGCCAUGUGGCUAGAAAUCCUCCUCACUUCAGUGCUGGGCUUUGCCAUCUACUGGUUCAUCUCCCGGGACAAAGAGGAAACUUUGCCACUUGAAGAUGGGUGGUGGGGGCCAGGCACGAGGUCCGCAGCCAGGGAGGACGACAGCAUCCGCCCUUUCAAGGUGGAAACGUCAGAUGAGGAGAUCCACGACUUACACCAGAGGAUCGAUAAGUUCCGUUUCACCCCACCUUUGGAGGACAGCUGCUUCCACUAUGGCUUCAACUCCAACUACCUGAAGAAAGUCAUCUCCUACUGGCGGAAUGAAUUUGACUGGAAGAAGCAGGUGGAGAUUCUCAACAGAUACCCUCACUUCAAGACUAAGAUUGAAGGGCUGGACAUCCACUUCAUCCACGUGAAGCCCCCCCAGCUGCCCGCAGGCCGUACCCCGAAGCCCUUGCUGAUGGUGCACGGCUGGCCCGGCUCUUUCUACGAGUUUUAUAAGAUCAUCCCACUCCUGACUGACCCCAAGAACCAUGGCCUGAGCGAUGAGCACGUUUUUGAAGUCAUCUGCCCUUCCAUCCCUGGCUAUGGCUUCUCAGAGGCAUCCUCCAAGAAGGGGUUCAACUCGGUGGCCACCGCCAGGAUCUUUUACAAGCUGAUGCUGCGGCUGGGCUUCCAGGAAUUCUACCUUCAAGGAGGGGACUGGGGGUCCCUGAUCUGCACUAAUAUGGCCCAGCUGGUGCCCAGCCACGUGAAAGGCCUGCACUUGAACAUGGCUUUGGUUUUAAGCAACUUCUCUACCCUGACCCUCCUCCUGGGACAGCGUUUCGGGAGGUUUCUUGGCCUCACUGAGAGGGAUGUGGAGCUGCUGUACCCCGUCAAGGAGAAGGUAUUCUACAGCCUGAUGAGGGAGAGCGGCUACAUGCACAUCCAGUGCACCAAGCCUGACACCGUAGGCUCUGCUCUGAAUGACUCUCCUGUGGGUCUGGCUGCCUAUAUUCUAGAGAAGUUUUCCACCUGGACCAAUACGGAAUUCCGAUACCUGGAGGAUGGAGGCCUGGAAAGGAAGUUCUCCCUGGACGACCUGCUGACCAACGUCAUGCUCUACUGGACAACAGGCACCAUCAUCUCCUCCCAGCGCUUCUACAAGGAGAACCUGGGACAGGGCUGGAUGACCCAGAAGCAUGAGCGGAUGAAAGUCUAUGUGCCCACUGGCUUCUCUGCCUUCCCUUUUGAGCUACUGCACACGCCUGAAAAGUGGGUGAGGUUCAGGUACCCAAAGCUCAUCUCCUAUUCCUACAUGGUUCGUGGGGGCCACUUUGCGGCCUUUGAGGAGCCGGAGCUGCUCGCCCAGGACAUCCGCAAGUUCCUGUCGGUGCUGGAGCGGCAAUGACCCACCCCUCUCCCCCCGCCCGCCACCUCCCCCCACAAGUGCCCUCCAGGCUUUUCUUGGGGAAGAUACCCCUUUUCUGAGGAAUGAGUUUGCCUCCGUCCCCUGCCCAUGCUGGGAGCCCACGCUCACCCCUCCAAGCUCACUCCCCAACCCCCAACUCCGUGUGGUAAGCAACAUGGCUUUGAUGAUAAAUGACUUUACUCUAAAA
This is a messenger RNA of Pan troglodytes (chimpanzee), 2073 nucleotides long. RefSeq names its product epoxide hydrolase 1 (gene EPHX1). NCBI's taxonomy places the organism in Eukaryota, Metazoa, Chordata, Mammalia, Primates, Hominidae. The transcript is spliced from 9 exons. Bases 498 to 1865 code for a protein of 455 amino acids. The record is from RefSeq and is a predicted model, not a curated record. Gene Ontology annotation, molecular function: epoxide hydrolase activity. Gene Ontology annotation, biological process: epoxide metabolic process; arachidonate metabolic process.